Messenger RNA from Cajanus cajan (pigeon pea), 1275 nucleotides. Lineage: Eukaryota; Viridiplantae; Streptophyta; Magnoliopsida; Fabales; Fabaceae. The record is from RefSeq and is a predicted model, not a curated record.
AUGGAGAUCGGUGACCUUAACCCGGCCGUGGUGAUGGACCGGCUGAGCACUGCCCUCAGGCCGGGGCCAUUUGUGAAUAGCUUGUGCAAAAAGCCUCCUGUUGAUAUGAUUGAUCUCCGACGCCGAGCUGAAAAAUAUAUGCAAAUGGAGGAGCUGGCGGAGACCCGAAAUCAAGCCAGGGCCGAGGAGGGCCAUAGCCGAAAAGAAUCUGGCCGAGAGCCAAUGAGAAAGCCUAAUGCCGACCCCUCGAGCACUCGUCUCCCAAGGGGCCCACGUUAUACAACGUAUACUCCCCUCAAUGCGAGUAGAGCCAAAGUAAUGGAACAGGCCCUUGCAUCAGAGAUCCUCGUGAUGCCAAAAAGGGCGAACACGCCCUCUAGAGCCGACAAGGCCAAGACGUGCCGAUUCCACCGAAACAGGGGGCACUCAACAGAAGAAUGUUCAGCACUAAAAGACAAGCUUGAGGACCUUAUCAAACAGGGUCACCUCGCGAGCUUCGUCACCUCUCAAAACCACCAGUCAAAGGGAGGUGACUACCACUCUCGGGAAGCUCCACUGCCGAGGGAUCGGCACCGCCGAUCCCGGCCGGCCGAAAGGAGAGACCACUCGCGGCACUCCCGAGAAGGCAAUGACCGACCAAGGAAGGUAAUAAACACCAUAGCCGGAGGCUUCGCCGGGGGAGGUUCCACAUCUUUCGCGCGAAAGAGACACCUCCACGCCGUACGAUCAGUGAACAGUGUAAACCAGCCGAAAAUGCCGAGAAUGCCUUCUAUAACUUUCUUCGACCGAGACUUCCGUGGCGUCGACCCCAUCCUAGACGACCCCAUGGUGAUUUCAGUCGAAAUGCACAACUGCAUUGUGAAGAAAACAUUGGUCGAUCAAGGGAGCUCGGCCGACAUCUUGUACUGGAAUACGUUUGUACAGCUCGGGAUCCCGGAGGAGAGCCUAGAACCAUACCACGAACCACUGGUAGGCUUAUCAGGCGAAAGAGUGAUGACGAGGGGAUGUAUUGACCUAUACACCCGUUUCGGCUUCGAUCAAAAGUAUUCCAAAGAGAUUAAAAUCCGUUACAUUGUGGUGCACGCAAACACAUCGUACAACAUCCUUCUAGGCCGACCCUCGAUCAAUGCACUAGGAGCCAUCGUCUCGACCCCCCACCUGUGCAUGAAGUUCCCUUCGAGAGAUGGACAAGUGAUAACCAUGCAUGCCGACCAGAAAACGGCAAGAGAGUGCUAUCUCUCCAGCCUUAAAGUGCAACCACGAGAGAUUAAAUAA